AUUUGUCAAAGUAAGAUGAGGAACUUAUUUGUGUUGCUGCUCUUUUGUCCCGUUGCAUUUACAGUCAAACACUCCCUGAAAUAUUUUCUGACUGCAACUUCUGGAGUCCCAAACUUUCCAGAGUUUGUGGGUGCUGCGACGGUUGAUGACGUUCAGGUGGGCUACUGCGACAGCAACAUCAAGACAGCCAAACCCAAACAGGACUGGAUGAGGAAAUUACUAAAGCAUGACCCACAACACCUGGAGUGGUACGCGCUUAAGUGUUCUGGUAAUCAGCAGGUCUUCAGAGCCAACAUAGACAGCUUGAAACAACGACUGAACCAAAGUGGAGGUGUCCACAUUUUACAGAGGAUGAACGGCUGUGAGUGGGAUGAUGAGACUGGAGAGGUUAUUGGUUUUAAUCAGUACGGUUAUGACGGAGAAGACUUUAUAGCACUGGACCUGGAGACGCUGACAUGGACCGCUCCAACGCCACAGGCUGUAAUGACCAAACUCAGAUGGGAUACUGACAAAGCUCGGUUAGAAUACAAUAAAAACUACUACAUCCAAAAAUGCCCUGACUGGCUAAAGAAGUAUGUGGAGUAUGGGAAGAGCUUUUUGCAGAGAACAGAGCGUCCCUCAGUGUCUCUCCUCCAGAAGACUCCCUCCUCUCCAGUCAGCUGCCACGCUACAGGUUUCUACCCUGAGAGAGCCACACUCAGCUGGAGGAAAGAUGGAGAGGAGCUUCAUGAGGACGUGGAGCUCGGAGAGAUCCUCCCCAACCACGAUGGAACCUUCCAGAUGAGUGCUGAGCUGAAGCUUUCAUCAGUCACACCUGAGGACUGGAGCAGGUACACCUGUGUGUUUCAGCUCUCAGGUGUGAAGCAGGAGAUCGUCACCAAACUGGACAAAGCAGACAUCAGGACCAACUGGGCUGAGGAGUCCAGUCACAUGAUCGUCUCCAUCUUUGCUGCUGUGUUUGUUCCUGCUGCCAUCGCUGCAGCUGGAUUGAUCGUUUACUGUAGGAGGAGGAGGAGAGGAAUAUGAAGAUGUCAGGACUUUGAGUUUAGUCCUUGAGUUGAUGUUUUCAUCCAUGGUGUAAAAUCCAAAUGUGCAUCAGUUUCACAAGUAAAAGUACUGCACACAAAACCUUAAGUUAUAUAAACACCAGUAAAAAGUAUUUAAAUUAAGAAACCUAAGAAGUUCUCUUCAUGCAGUAAAAUUUCAGUCGUGUUUUAUUUCUGAUGUUUUUGGAUUAAUGUUACUGCUGCAUUUACGUGUGUGUCGCACUUUAGUGGUGUGGAUGUUUAAGAUUAUUUAAGUUUAUUUUUCUGACCUGCUGGCUGGUUUAAUCAUCAUGUUUUACUGCUCAAAAUAUAUUCUAUAGUGACUGAUGAACCCAUGUUGUUUUGUUAGGGAAAAAGGGAAACAAAUCAUUUAGAAGGAUGUAAAGAACAUGUUAGGUUGGGAUUAAAGGUGCAAUAAGAUAUGGCCAGAAUUUUGCUUUAAAGCUAAAAUUUUAAAAAUGUAUCUAACAUUAUUAACAGAAUGUGAAGAAACGGUGUUGAUGUUAUGUCCACUUUACUGUUCACUGAUCAACACAAAUGUCCAAAUCAAAUCUGUUCUUCUUGAUUUCAAUAAAGUCCUCAGCUUCCAA
Molecule: messenger RNA, 1636 nt
Organism: Scatophagus argus
Lineage: Eukaryota; Metazoa; Chordata; Actinopteri; Scatophagidae
Product: major histocompatibility complex class I-related gene protein-like
Exons: 5
Coding region: 16-1026 (336 amino acids)
Biological process (GO): immune response
Cellular component (GO): external side of plasma membrane
Source: RefSeq, a predicted model, not a curated record